This is a messenger RNA of Lodderomyces theae, 1335 nucleotides long. RefSeq names its product ribosome biosynthesis protein. Gene Ontology annotation, cellular component: nucleolus. The record is from RefSeq and is a predicted model, not a curated record. Gene Ontology annotation, biological process: ribosomal small subunit biogenesis; ribosomal large subunit biogenesis. The transcript has 2 exons. Gene Ontology annotation, molecular function: RNA binding; DNA binding. Bases 1 to 1335 code for a protein of 444 amino acids. NCBI's taxonomy places the organism in Eukaryota, Fungi, Ascomycota, Pichiomycetes, Serinales, Debaryomycetaceae.
AUGAGCAAUUCAUUGGAAGAAAGACUAAAAGAGCACUCGUCAGCAUUUGACAGCUUAUUGUCGCUAAUUCCGGCAAAAUAUUUCUACGAUGAUGCCACGCAAGAUCAGUGGCAGCAAAAGAAGGCUUCCAAAGAGGAGUCAAAAUCAAAGAAAAAGGCAAAGUUCAAUCCUUCCACUAAGGAUAAUGCCGACGAAUAUAUGAACUCUUACGCAACUGCUAAGGACGUGAUGGAAAAUAAGCAGCAGAAGGAGAGUGAGAAGCAUCUAGCAUCCGAGCGGAGUGAGACACCAAACGGGUCAUCAAUAAGAAAGGGUAAGGAGCUCACUACGUCUGCAGAUGAGUCAGAAAUGCUGAACGAAAGUGGUGUUGAAGAAGAAAAGGAGGAAGAAGCAUUCAUUUUACCGCAAGCGAACUUGAUAUUUGAUGACGAGGGUAAUGAAAUUGCAGAUCAAAAGCAGGACUCAAAUUCCAAGCCCAAAAAAGAUGGCAAAUUGCAAAAGAAACGGGAGUUGUCAGAGGAAGAAGAGGCAAAGAGGAAAGAGAACUUGGCAAAGUUGAAGGAGAGAUUGGAAUCAAAGAUAAACAAUUUGCGUGAAAAGAGGAAAGCUGUAGGAACAAAAUCUGCUGGUGCUCCAACCUCUCGUGAACAAAUACUCGCUGAGCGUAAGAGGAGACAAGAAUCUAAGCAACAAAAAAGAAAACAUGAAGAACUUGAGGAGAAUGAUGAUAACGAUGACGAAGAAGAAGAAGAAGAAGAAGAAGAGUUUGAGAAUGAGAAAUCCGAUGACAAAGACCAAGCUGUUUUGUAUGGUAAUAUUGCCUUUCUGGACGGUUCUCAGCUCACAUCUAAUUUGUCGUCCGUGCGUCGAUCGGCAGAUAAAAAGAAGAAGCAAGGACCGGCCAAUAAAGAUAUCAAAGCUCAUCUAUUGAAGUUGGAGAAGAAGAAAAGGAAGUUGGAAAACAUGUCGCAGGAGGAGCAAGCAAAACAAAAGGAAAAGGACAAAUGGCUGAGAGUAAUGUCCCAAGCAGAGGGCAUAAAGUUGAAGGAUGAUGAGAAAUUGUUGAAGAAAGCAUUGAAAAGAAAAGAGAAGAAGAAGUUAAAGAGUGAAAUUGAGUGGAAAGAUCGACAACAGGCUGUCAAAGAUACUGUUGCAGCCAGGGCAAAGAGAAGGGAAGAGAAUUUGAAAGCCAGAAAAGAAGGUAAGGGACAAAAGCGGAAAAAUCUACCAAAAUUGAGAAAGUUUACAGGAGUUGUCAACAAGAGUAAGAAUGGACAAAACAAGAAAAAGAGGGCAGGGUUUGAAGGAAGUGCCAAAUCGAGGUCCAAGAAGUAG